This is a messenger RNA of Babesia bovis T2Bo, 3827 nucleotides long. RefSeq names its product putative integral membrane protein. NCBI's taxonomy places the organism in Eukaryota, Apicomplexa, Aconoidasida, Piroplasmida, Babesiidae. The record is from RefSeq and is a predicted model, not a curated record. The transcript has a single exon. The coding region runs from base 51 to 3767 and encodes 1238 amino acids.
ACCGUAUACAUAUGACUGGACGGGAUGCAUACCUUCAGCGUUGACUCGCUAUGUUAUUCUGCCUUGGGGCACCGGAGGUGUUCCAUUUACCUUGCUUGGAGUCAAAAGGCAAUGGAUACUCUGUAAAUGACACUAGUGAGACGAGGUAUCCACAUACGGAUGCAGGUGCUGCAUCCGUUACUAACGAGGAUUCGAUAAUAAAUGUCUCAACAAGUCACUGUGGCAAAUAUUUAUUUGUGUUAUCACAAUAUGCAUUUUACAUUUACAGUGCUAUUAGUCCGAACUUUUGUAUCGGUCGUUUAGUAUUGACUGUCAAUCUUCGAAAGAAAUACGAACGUUUUCGAGACUUGGCUUUAAUUCCAGGAUUACCAUGGGUUUGCAUCCUUCUAAAUAAACGUGACAAGGUGCUUGUUAUAUCAUAUGAAAAAUGUGGGUUGGGAGCAUUAUAUGAUCGUUCCGUUCAAAGCAACUCUUCCAGCUAUAAGACGGGCAAUGAUGGUAGGAACCGGGUGCAAAGUGCAUAUGCAGAGAACACUCCAUUACGAAUGUCUUCGAAUCUCUCUUUGGGCGAUCCUUUGCCUUGUACAUGUAUAACAAAAGACAAUGGGAGUACAACAAGGUCUAUUAGAGGCCGUUACGAGGAGAUUGUGCCGCGUAUUCAGGUGAAGGUAUUAUACGUACUAUCAAUCCCUGCCUCUGUACAAUAUAUUACAUGUGCAGAGGGACAAUUUUACUUUUGGGCUUCGGAUCAAUUGGGCGUAUAUGCUACCACAUGUGCUGGUGGUUUUGCUAACUAUCUUUUACAACGUAGUGAUGAUCAUGGAGAAGUUGAAAUAAACUUAAAUCUCCAUGGUACUAAUCUCAUAAAGAAUAUGACCAUAAGUGGCAAUGUCACUGCGCAUUUUGGUUUGUGCUACUUGUUAUUGAAUGAAAAUUUAUAUCUGCAAAGGAGUGACACGGACAACGGCAAAAUUUUCGUCAUUGACACUGGCAAUGGAAAGGGUGUUAAUAGUUUAAUGGACUGGAUUAAUAUCUCUUCUACACUUAACGACUCUGAGGACGGACAGACUGAAUCAGAUGCAUUCGACACAAAUCCCAUAAGUGCAGAUUCCUUGCUCACUGAUAUUGAGAGUUCCGUUGCGCCUGAGUUAUGUGAUUUGGAAGACGUGUUGGAUUGUUUAAUUCCUCGGCGUAUCAUAAUGAAUCAAGAAAUGAACUACUGCUUGGUUGUCACAGAGUCUGGUGGGCUUUUGUCCCUUUAUCUAAAAAAUAACGGUACGGAUUGCAUUGGACUCCUGAUAUAUAGUUCUGGAAUUAACCAUAUCGCAGCCGAAGGAAAUAGCAUUGUGAUCUCGACGAGCAGCACUCUGAUUUUUGGUUUAUGGCAAAAAGGCGCCCUAAGUGUGCUUUGGUCAUAUAAUGUUGAUAACAUUCGUAGCAUUGCAAUUUGCAAUAGGACAAUAGCGGUCUUUUACAAUCAAGAAGGGCUAUAUUGCUUUAAUAGUCGGGGUAACGUUAUGCUGUACCGAAGGAGUAAGGUUGAGUUGUCGCAAGAAAUGUCUGCUUGUUUUGCUGUCCGGGGACUAUCGCUAAUUGCAACUGAAGGUUUAACUUUCAUCAAAUACAACUUGUACCGGGAGAAUCUCAGUUUUAUGCAUUGCUCAACUCCGCAUAGGUCAACUGUUGCUUUCACGGGAGAGCAUAACUUACUUACAUUUCAGACAUAUAUGUUGGAUUGUACCUUUGGAAUUCCUAGUAAAUUCUACGCUGAAGACAGAAACUGGCAUUCUUACGAUAACAGUGAUCUCAUUGGUGAUCUAGAUUGCACUUUACAUACCAUUCAGUAUGGUUGCCUGGAGCCCCAAAGCGGUAGGUGGCCCGUUUUAAAUGCAGUACCAAGUCCAUCUGGAGAUUCCAUAUUGUGUGCGACAGAUUAUAUGCUAUCUAUAGUGAACCGAAGUUGGAAGUGGUUUGGCCAUGGUUUGGGUAACAAUGCAGGUAUGGGUUGGCUAAAUAACGACGUAUGCUUUGUGUUUAUUACCUUACCUGUUCAUUCAUUACAAUCAAGUGGAACUUCUGAUGUUUUGCAUUCAUCUUUAAGCGAUUUGGUAGAUUUUGGUGGCAUAGAAUCCUCAUAUUGUUAUUUUUUCCAUAUUGAUGAUCUAAACUCCCAACUGGAGAUAAUCCCAUUGAAAGCAAAACCUUUAUGCUCCACCGUGUACAAGGAAGUGCUUUAUAUUGCUGAUUCCAUUGGCAAUAUUACUGGAUAUCAGUUGGUCAGAGUGGAGGGAAGUUGGAAGUUUGACCAGGUGUCUCACCUAAAGCACACUAUGCUUGAAUCCAUCAUUAUUGAGGAAAUUUACUAUUUGAACGACAACCUGUUUGCUAUUCUUGACAAUAUGGGUGGUUUAUACCGUUUGACUCCGUCUGACACGACCAAAAUCAUGGAUGAUUGCAGUUCCAUAAUAACCACUGUUCACGAGUGUGACACUGAGCCUGUGCUACUACUGUGUAGUAACCGAUCUGGCGAGAAGCCUGUUAUCGUAACUUCAUUAGGCAAUUCAGUUUUAGAUGUUAACAUAUCUUGUAAGGCUUUGGUUGACCAAGGUAUAGUGUCCUAUUUGUUCAAUAUCCUUGAUUCGGACGACAAAGUACAGAAGCUACGUAUUGCUAAAACUCCACUACCUGUUGGCGACUUAUCUGAGACUAAACGCAGACCGUUUACUCUUGACAUAUUUGAUAAGAUGCUGUCAAAUGUCACCCACAUGGGUGACGAAUCUAUGGCUACGUUCAUGCGGCAAUAUACACAGUUGCCUUUUGAUAUGCAGCAGCGCCUGGUUGCCAGACACUCCAGGCGGCAUUAUGCCGUGAAUGACAUAAAUAAAGUAACUGGUUUGUUCGAAUGCGACUUGGAGGGUGUUUUCAACAGUUUGUUUGCUGCCAAUAGAACAUCAGAAGCGAGCUACAUGCUACUAGGCCUGCAAUCUAUUCUUGGGCCUAAGGAAGUGCGUAGUAGUUACAACACACGUUUGAUGCACAUGGUAGCAACUGUAUUAUCUGUGGAAAAGACGCGAGAUGAUUUCGUUAGGCUUUUUGAAUCUCUUCUUCGGUUUCACAACAUGGUGGAGCCAGGCUGUGGGUUUGACGUUAAACAUCUAGUUUUGACUAUGUUCAAGGAGAACAACUUUGUGGGCAUGUACAAACUCUUCCAGCAUCUCUAUGUUGAGCCGAUCUCCUUGAUGGAACCCAUGAGAUCACAACUGUUGCAUUGGUAUAUCUGGUUAAUUUGUGGUUCUGACUCAUGUCAAUAUACUUGUGAUCGCAUAGAAAAGCAUCGUCCUACGGAUUCGGAGACAUCAGUUGGCGACGUCGCCUUCAAUGUUGAGCUUCAUUGCAUAAUAAUCGCACUGCGUAUGCAACUAUCUUCGUGUUUACGGCCUGAGCCUUUCGCUAUGACCGGGAAUCGGUGCUAUGCUAUGAGAAUGACACAGGGCUUGAAUAGCCAAGUUGCACCUUGUAUGGGCAUUACUAUGUGCAGCUAUUUUUACGACAUAUUUAUUGGACAACGUCUGUUUGUUCCUGCAGCAGCUAUUGCCAUUGCAUGUGGCGAUUUUCUUGCCUUAUCACGCAUAAUUCUCAUGGACAGCAGCGUUGAAGAGGCUGUUCGGAGCAUCCUAUCUGGCGAAUCGACUUGUGAUAAUUGUGUUGGGAAACGUGAGUUCGUCAAGCACUGUUUGGUGAAUACACAGAAGGCGUUUUGUUUUUAGCUACCUUGUUGCCCAUACUUUUCUGUCCAUUCUAUGUAAGAAUGGAGACCUCCGGGAGCC